AUGGAAAUUUACGUUAGACUUAACGCAGACGUCGAGCACGACUAUGCGUUCCAGGUGUCAAAUGAAGACACCAUCAACAACAAGAUUAGGAAAAUUUUCCCCUCCAAGACGGGUUUGGCGGACUUAAUGGUGUUGAGACCAUCGAUUUUCCAUGAGAAGGAGCCUUCCAAGUUCUACAAGUCUAUUCAUCCUGGAUAUCUGUCCGAAGGUGGUUGUUUGAUGUUCCAUUAUGAUGCUGAUAACGAAGAAAAUCUUGGGGAAUUGAAUGACUCCAAGCCGCUUAUCGACCAAUUGUGGCCUGGCCAGCUGGUUGUCCCCAAGUGGAAGCUGUCCAAGAAAAACAUAUGGGUAUAUGUCACCAUCAUGCUCGCCUGGUUGUACACUGAUUUGCCGGACGCCGUUUCCCCCACUCCGGGGAUCUGUUUGACUAAUCAAUUGUCUAAAUUAUUGAUUCCCGUGGCCAAACGUAUGGAUUUGCCCGACAUUGCUGCCAAAUUGGAACAAGAGAUCCAGGCAAACUAUUCCAGCCUUGUAGCUCAAUGGCUUUUCUUUGUCAUGCACAUUUUUAAAAUUGCCGUGAUUACUUUAUUCCUCAAAUUGGGUAUUGCCAACCCUAUCAGUUUCAACCCUUACAAGUUAUGGACUUUGAGAGACAUGACUUCUCCCUCCGCAAAGACUAACAAUGGUAAAUCUGCGGGCAGUAAUAGUGCUACUGACCUGAAGACAAUUUUGCGCUCUUUAGGCUGGAUAGGUGCUAAGAGGGCCACCUAUGACGACUAUCAGACUAACUACUAUAACUAUGUCAUCGAUAAGAUGGGCGGUGCAGUUGCUGCCUAUAGAGCCGGUGCCAUCAGGAAAGCCGCCGCUCCAGGUAUCCAACUGGAGGCUGGCGAGGGUUUCCAAAGUCCCUUGGAAAAUAGAUUCACUGCUUCUACUUUCACGGUCAUUAAAACCGAAGGCAAAUUCAUCCUGAGUGAAGAAUACUUCGUGGAGUUGGAAAACAACUUGAAAAAAAUCUUAGAAGAGUAUGACGGCGAUAUUGGGCAGAUGAAUGCUGAAAUUAGGAGGUUUAGGAGGUUUGGUAUUUAUGAACCUGACGAAAAACUAGCCACGUUGGUUAAGCUCAGAAGGGAAAUCAGUGAUGAAAAAGAGAAUGCAUCAAAAAAGGAUGCCAUUUCGGGUAUAAAAAAGAAUGAUUCAAAAAAAUCUAAAUAA
Molecule: messenger RNA, 1215 nt
Organism: Saccharomyces kudriavzevii IFO 1802
Lineage: Eukaryota; Fungi; Ascomycota; Saccharomycetes; Saccharomycetales; Saccharomycetaceae
Gene: GSF2
Product: Gsf2p
Exons: 1
Coding region: 1-1215 (404 amino acids)
Source: RefSeq, a predicted model, not a curated record